AUCGCUUACCUUUUACUCCGAUGAAAUUCCAAACAGAAAAUGAGAUUCUCGCUGUAAAUAUCCCAUUCUCUUCUCUGCACUUCCAGGCUCCAGCACCAAAAAAAAAAAAGUUCAAAACCUUCAAAAAAACCCUAUCAACUAAAGCUACCAACCAACCUCCCAUGGCCUCAUCUACCCAACCAACGCCUAACCGCCACCACUCUAACCUCUUCCACUCCGCCACCACUGCUCUUAUCUCUCUUAUCUCCACCACUAAAACGUCACCGUUUUCAACAAUCCCGCUAUCUCCUUCUAAAAUUUGCAUUCCUUUCCAAUUUGCUGACUCCUCUUAUCCACUCACCCAAGCCACCGGCUCCCCCUUCGACUCUACUCAGCCAGACUCGGUCUCUUCAAAAUCGGCCGCCGUUAAGGGCUUGUCCUCUGCUGAGUCGAACUCGGGCUUCCCAUCAACUGUCAGGAUUGCUGGCCUCAAAUCAAAUGGCAAGAGUGGUGGGCCCGCUUUCGUGGGUCAGGUUUUCAGCAUGUGCGACCUUUCAGGGACUGGGCUCAUGGCUGUCUCAACUCAUUUUGAUAUUCCUUUCAUUUCAAAAAGAACACCUGAAUGGCUCAAGAAGAUAUUUGCAACAGUCACCAAGAGUGAGAGGAAUGGUCCUGUGUUCCGUUUCUUCAUUGAUUUAGGUGAUGCAGUUACAUAUGUUAAACGGCUAAAUAUUCCAAGUGGUGUGGUGGGUGCUUGUCGUCUUGAUUUGGCAUAUGAACAUUUCAAGGAAAAACCUCACCUGUUUCAGUUUGUUCCAAAUGAGAAACAGGUCAAGGCAGCAAACCAACUUCUCAAGACAAUUCCUAAUGGGAGGAGGAAGGUAGAUGGGGUUCCCGUUUUCACGGCUCAAAAUUUAGAUAUAGCCAUAGCUACUGCAGAUGGGAUUAAAUGGUAUACGCCAUACUUCUUUGAUAAAAACAUGCUAGAUAACAUUCUUGAAGAAUCUGUUGAUCAGCAUUUCCACUCUUUAAUUCAAACUCGGCACAUGCAGCGCCGACGCGAUGUGGUAGAUGACAACUUUGCUGCAGAAGUCAUUGAAGAAAUGGGAGAUAGCGUGUUGGAGCCUCCAGAGGUUCAGGAAAUGCUGGAUGAGAUGGGGCAUCCUGGAAUACCUUUGAGUGUCAUUUCCAAAGCUGCUGAAAUCCAGCUUCUCUAUGCUGUUGACAGAGUACUCCUGGGUAAUAGGUGGUUGAGAAAAGCAACUGGCAUCCAGCCCAAGUUUCCAUAUAUGAUCGACUCAUUUGAGAAAAGGAGUGCGUCUUCUUUUCAAAGAGCCUUCGAGUCAACUGGCUAUCUUGCAAACCCUAAAACAGGUGAUGGCACUUCUAAGUGCAAAUUAAAAGACAAUGCUCAAGCCAAUCAUGAACAGAAAACAGAUUUGCCAGAUCUGCGGCUCCCAUUUGGAGAUUGGUUUGGGCAUCCAUGGUUGAAACAAAAGUGGAAACCUGAAAAGCAAUCAGAAAUAAGAUCACAUGACCCAUCAAGUGAAUGCAGAAAGCAAAAGUUAGAGCCCAAUCCUUUUCUUCCAAAGAUUACAAUGGUUGGUAUCUCAACUGGAGAGGCAGGACAAAUGAGCAAAGCUAGUUUAAAGAAGACAAUGGAGGACCUAACAAGAGAAUUGGAGCAAACAGAUCGGGAAAAUGCCCCUGGCAGUAGCAAUAAUAUUAAUGAGUUAGAAAUUGAAUAUAGGGAUCCACUAUUUGUUGCAAAUGUGGGUGAUUACUAUUCUGGUAUGUCAAGGACAAGUUCACCACGAUGGGUCAGUGGAGGAAGCAACUGAAGUCUCCUCGAGAAAAGAAAGCUUCUCAGAAAUGUAAAGUUAAUAGUGUAAUGUUUAAUAGGUCAUAUAUUCUUGGCUAUGUCGCCAAUUUUUUGCGGUUCAGUUGAUGUGGAUGCAUAGUUGUGCAUUUACGUUAUGCUAUCUCACUAUUGUAAAAUGCAACUUAUUUUGUUAUAGAUCAUCUGUUAGCUGGGAUGGUGUUGUCGAUGUGACUUGGAUUUUUAUCAAAUAAUUACAGCCUAUAACCGAUAAAUUAUUUA
Messenger RNA from Hevea brasiliensis (rubber tree), 2080 nucleotides. RefSeq lists its product as uncharacterized. The transcript is spliced from 9 exons. The record is from RefSeq and is a predicted model, not a curated record. Gene Ontology annotation, biological process: protein transport. Lineage: Eukaryota; Viridiplantae; Streptophyta; Magnoliopsida; Malpighiales; Euphorbiaceae. The coding region runs from base 21 to 1820 and encodes 599 amino acids.